AAGAAAGAGAUGGUGUGUCGUACCAUCCAGACACUGCCUAGACGAGGCUGUCCCUCCACACCGAGCAGCCAGGCGAGGAGGGGACGGGUGAGGGGGGCCACAGCGAGGCCAACGACUCUGGAAGAGCUACAGAGUUCAACGGCAGAGACAGGACGUGUGUCAGAGAAUGCUUCGCUGCCUGCUCGCUCGUCGGUUGUCAGUUUUUCCAGAGCUGGGCCUGUUGCUGUGGAAACUCUGAAACCAGAUGCAAUAAAAAGGGCAGGAGGGAGGGUUCCCCGGCGGCAGACACCAGAGAGGAGCCCCGAGACCAAGAGAGCAUGGACAGACACCAGAGGACCAUCGAGCGCUUCCUCAAGCUGGGGUACUCCCGCAGGGACAUCGUGCGGGUUCUGGAGAGCCUGCACUGGGACGCCCUGACGAAUGACAUCUUGGAGGAGCUGCUGAAGACCGGCAGCAGCGCCCAGCCAGCCGGUGCGCCGCCCAGGAGCCCCAGCCCGCAGCUCGUACCCCGGGGCUGCAGCCCCGCAGAGCUGGCGGAGGAGGAGCUCCCAGAGCCCGGCAGCGGCCUGAGACCCGUAGUCAUCGAUGGCAGCAACGUAGCCAUGAGCCAUGGCGACAAGCAAGUGUUCUCCUGUCGCGGGAUCCAGCUGGCUGUGCAGUGGUUCUGGGACAGGGGCCAUCAUGACAUCACGGUGUUUGUGCCCUUGUGGAGGAAGGAGCAGCCCAAGCCGGAAGCUCCCAUUACACACCAGCACGUCCUCCACGAGCUGGAGAGGAGGAAAAUCCUGGUGUACACCCCCUCCCGCUGCGUCAACGGGAAGAGAGUGGUGUGCUAUGACGACCGCUUCAUCGUCAAGCUGGCCUACAAGUCUGACGGGAUCAUCGUGUCCAACGACAACUACCGGGACCUGCAGCUGGAGAAACCGCACUGGAAGAAGUUCAUAGAGGAGCGGCUCCUCAUGUACACCUUCGCAAACGACACGUUUAUGCCACCAGAUGAUCCCCUGGGAAGAAAUGGACCAACAAUCGAAAACUUCCUUAGAAAAACACCUCAAGUGCCUGAGCACAGAUGGCAGCACUGCCCCUACGGAAAGAAGUGCACGUAUGGGAUCAAGUGUAAGUUCUAUCACCCAGAGAGGUCGAACCAGUCUCACUUGUCAGUCGCAGACGAACUUCGUGCAAAGACUAGAUCCACGUCUCCCAAAGCUUUCCCGGACGCAAGGCAGCUUCCGAACAACGCGGCGACGUCCUCGAGUCGGGGGGCUCUGCCCGUUGCCCCAAACCCACCAGCGUUUUACGAACAGAGUCCCCAGACGGCCGUGUGCGAUGGCCUUCAGCCCGCGGUGGCCCCGAGGCAGGACAGUGCUCGCAGUGGGCUGUCACCCAGCCGCCAGUUAGAAAGCUCCAGUCCCAGGCACAGCCCCUCCUCCCCAUGGGAUCCCCCAACUUUCCCGCGCCCCGCGAGCGCCGGAGGGCUCGAUUCUCUGGAGGCCAGGAUCUCGAACAUGUAUGUUCAGGGGAGGCCGUGCUGGAGCGGGAGCCCUCCCCCUCGGAGCAGCAGUCCGGGCAGGCCCUUACCUUCCCACAGCCACAACCACAGCAUGAACUGCGCUCGCGCCUGCAGGGCCGGCCUCGGCAGCUCGCGCCCCAGCUGCUGUUUCUGGCACGGAAACGCGCCGCAGAGCAGGGCGCCCGGCCCCUCGCAGGCGUCAGGUGGCUCCGCUCAGAGCCCCGGCUUCUAUGUUAGCCCCGGUCGAGGUGCCAGGACCGAAAUCCCACGUGGACCCAAGCCUUGCGAGGUCGUACUGCCUCACGGCGACCCCACUCCUUACCAGGAACAAGAGCUGGAGCAGUACCACUACCCCGGCGUGCCACCCAAGUGCUCUGCUCUCCCGAGCUUCAGCUGGGGGGGGGGUCAGUUCGGGCUGCUGGUGGGCGGCCAGGUCUCUGAGCCGCUGCUGAGUGAGCAGAAGAGGACUGUGAGGAAACAGCUGUGCGCCCUCUUCCCUCAGGCCGCGGUGGACCAGGUGAUGUGUUUGCACCCGAACGUCUUGGACACAUCCAGUCUCAUUUCAAUCAUCCAUAAAUUUCGAAGCAGCCACUAUUGCUUCUAGGUGCCGCGUAUUAUAGUGGUAAUGGAAGGAGGAGCGUGUUAAACCAGUUUGCGUCCUGUUGUAUUAUUUUUAUUAUUAGGCAAACUGUAACCACUAAGUUUCUAAGUGCAAAGCACACUUCCUCCGAGAAUCAUAUUACAUUAUUACACAUUAAAGUGUACCUUGUAACUAAGUGCUGAAGAGAAGAUCUCAUAUGCAGGCUGUUUGAUAUAAGUGAUCCUGAAAGAGACACAAUCUCUUUCUAUAGGCUACGAGAACACCAACAUUUAAAUUUAAAUUCAUUCAUUUAAAUUCAGCAUUAGGUGAUUGGAUUGUAAAACCUAAAGCAACAGAUGUUGUUUUUACCCUGUAACCUCACAGUGAGGUGCUUAAUACUGAGUAACUGAGAAACAUGCUUGGACAGCAAGUGUGAACAAAACUGUCAAAGCUGCUUUUUAUAACUUCUCUCAUUUAAAGGAAAAGAUACAUUCAGAAGUCUUUCCUUUUUUACUGACUUGAUAUUACUGGAAUUAACACGUUCUAAUCAGAGCAACAUACAGAAAUUUCUGCUGUGAAAAGCUAAUCAGGAGUAAUGUUCAGAAAAUUGAAAAAUAAAAGGUUUUCUGCCGAAUUCUAUGCAUCUACGCAUGAUUGAUACAUCUUGCUUCAGCUUGGAUCCAAACCCUGUUAAUGUCUGUUCACAAUGUAUAACAGGACUUCAUAAUGAAGGGGGGGUAUGGUGGUUUCAUUUAUAAAUACGUUUAAACAUUUUAUGUUUAUAGAUCGAGGUACAAUACUUGAUUACAUAAGUGAAUGUAGCAAUUAAAAGUAUUUGGGUGAAUUGUACUAAAUGCAUGUGUAAUGGUUGAUGUAAUUAAUGUUUUUAUGCAUUAUUAAACAAGCGCACUUUAUAUAUAAAGUUACAUAAUAAGGGACAGCUAUAGAAUUGCCUUUAACAGAAUGUUUAAUAUCUCCUCAUUCCUGCUCUUCUAAAUGAAGAAAUCAGUAGAGGCCAUUGUCGUAUGAGGUUUCCAAAUGUGAAAGGCAUAGAUCCAAAGAUACUUAUGUGCCUUAUUAAAGCGUAUAUAAUCAAACUGUU
Lepisosteus oculatus (spotted gar) is the source of this 3192-nucleotide messenger RNA. The record is from RefSeq and is a predicted model, not a curated record. NCBI's taxonomy places the organism in Eukaryota, Metazoa, Chordata, Actinopteri, Semionotiformes, Lepisosteidae.